Messenger RNA from Sphaeroforma arctica JP610, 2054 nucleotides. RefSeq lists its product as hypothetical. NCBI's taxonomy places the organism in Eukaryota, Ichthyosporea, Ichthyophonida. Bases 686 to 1753 code for a protein of 355 amino acids. Gene Ontology annotation, molecular function: protein binding. The transcript has a single exon. The record is from RefSeq and is a predicted model, not a curated record.
ACUUCUGUAUUUAUGUACGGACACGUACUCGGCUGAUGUACACUUUUGUACAUAUGUACAUGCACAUAUUUAUAUACACUCACUAUGAAAAGUAUUAUAUAUCGAUGCGCAGGAUUGCUUGUCAUAUGACAUGGAAUACUUUCAUGGUGAUGUCAUAGAAUAUUGAAAAGGAUUCAAUCAGCGGUACCUGUCGAGGGGGUAUACGGAGUUGAGAUUUGUAGUAUAAUAGCGAACAACACAGCACGGCACCAGAUUUAUUAUUAUUCUUAUUUAAGAAUUGUGAACUGCUAAGUGGAUAGAAAGCUAGCACGGGAAGGAUAUAAUAUGAUAACACGGAAAGCGAAGGAUUAAGUGAACUAAUGACUGUCGUCACGCCACGUAGUCAUACUUGUACGUGGGACCGUUCUGCAUUGAGAGCAUUUAACUCAGCAACAAACUCCGACGAACUAUUGCUGGGGAGUGAGAGUAUCUGUAACGGUUGACGUUAUCAUCGCAUCUGACCACACAUACAAACAAGCACAAACAAAUUACACACGUGCCACUGUGCACACAUAUAUCACGCGUCCACAUACAAACUCGCACACACUCACUCUCUCACUCAUUGCACUGCAUCCAGAUAUUCAUAUGCACAUGAUAUUUGAAUAUACGCAUGUGAUAUAAAUAGGUCUCUAUUUUGGUCAACAGAAUGGGCAGACCUACACGGAGCACGCACACGGCAGUGAAAUUGGUCCUCUGCACUGUCGAGCUACCUUCAGAUAUUUUACUCCGCAUAUUUUAUUUUCUACCACAGACAAGCCUAUUCACAAUCGCACAGGUGUGUAAACGAUGGCACAACUUAACUAUGUCACACGAUUUGUGGACACAGAUCGACCAAAACGUGUUGAACAGAUGGUACGCACUGAAGCGGCAUCGUACCAUAGAAGACUUCUAUACGUUCUUAGAGCACCCGCGCUUUGCACGUCUGGAACACUUGGCGUUUCCAAGGGAUCUCAAAUUCGGGGAGUUUCCCCUCUACGGAAUUCUUCCCAACGGUGAACUGACUUCCGAUACACUCUCAGAGAAGAUCGUGGGUACUACUUUCGCGGAUUACCAAACACACAACACAAAAGCGCUUGUGGAGCGCUUGGCGAGUCAGUGUAAAUAUAUCGAAACCUUAAACCUGUGUAAUAGCCGGUUUGGAGUUGGAGAUAUGUGGAAUUUCAUUCAUCUUCCCAAUCUGAGUCGAAUCGUGGCUCCUUUUAUUUCAAAGAUUUCGAGUGGUCCAACGGCGGACAUUGUGUCGCAUUUGGGUAACCAAUUAACGGAUCUAAGGUUUGCCUACGACCCCAAAAUAAGUGGCCAUGCCGGCACUGUGCUAUUAAGACUGGUUGCGGAGCAUUGCCCGAAUUUGAGGGUUUUGUGCAUCGCUCUGAAGCAAGAGUUCCGAAACCUUUACCACAAAGUACCCCCAGGACGCUACUCGCCUAUUAGUGACGAACUGUUGGAAGUCGUGAAUCAGUGUACGUUACUGAGACGGUUGUGUCUCAUAGGCGUUGAAACCUCUGAUAAACUACUCGCGCACAUAUACGCGAGAAGAUGUGUGAAUGAACUGCUGCACUUGGAAAGAUUGGAUGUUGGGCUCAGAGAGAUGCAUAAUAUGGCGAGGGAUGUUCACAAAGGGUUGACAGAUAUGGGACUGUUAGUGACACAUACAGAAUAUGCCAGUGUAGACGCGAGUGUGUUCUUCGGUAGAAACGCAGAAACGCAGAAUUGAGCUUCGACGGAGAGAAUACGAUAGGUAUAGGUAUAUAUCGAAGGAUUGGAGGUGUGGGACGGUAAAAUGGUCUGGUAUAAUAAUAAAAAUAUCAUUAGAACCUAUGCGAGACGCGAGACGCGAGACACUCAGAACUCUUAAUUGCCAAAGCCCAAAUACCAUCUAUUAAAACGAUACCAAUAUAUAAUACAGACACGUGGGAUGCGACAGCAUACUAUUAUCUCUACUAGAGAGGCGCUGAAGAGUGAAAACACAUGCGGCGUCACGCCAUAUUCGUAUCGAUAAUGAAAUACCUGUAGAC